AUGAUUAGAUGUCUUUCAACAGAAUAGAUGCAUUUUUUGAUUAACUUCUUUUUAUUCCUUGUCCACCUGUUUCUCACAAAAGUGUUAAUAAUAGUCCAAAAUUACUUUAAGUAAUAUUCCCUUCAAUAGAAAACUUUGCUAAUUAAUUAAUUCAAGAAGUGGAAUCUAUUUUAACCAUUCAUAGCAAAUUCUAAUAAAAUCAAUGAUAGUUAACUUAAAUUGAGUAAUAAAAUACAAAUAAAAAAGAUAAUAACGAAUAAUUAUUCACUUAUAUUCUAAUAUAAAAUCAUUCAAUUCAAUAAAGUGAAUAAUGUUAUGUAAUUGCUAUUAAUUAUAAUAAUUCAAUAGUAUUAGCUGUGUGUAAUAGUAAGAUCAAAGUCUUUGAAUUUAAAUAAGAAUAGUUGUAACUAAUUCAACUUCUUAGUGAACAUACAUAUGAUGUUGCUACUUUAAUUUCAUGAAGAAUUCAGCUCAUUUUUAUAUCUGGCAGUUAUUUAUAGAUUAUAAUAUGGUCUAUAGAUUAACAAAAUUUAUGGAUCUGCUCAUAGAAAUUGGUUGAACAUUCUAAUUACAUUAAUUGUUUAAUUUUGAAUCAUAAUGAAGAUCUUAUCAUCUCAGGAAGUAGAGAUCACAAAAUAAAAUUUUUGGGUUAAACAGAAUCAAUGGACAUGUUAGUAACUAUUAUAGAUCAUUAAAAUUAUGUAAUAGGAUUAAGUUUGAAUGAGAAAUAGAAUAGAGUGAUAUCUUGUGGAUAGACUUAUUUAUAUUAAUAAUAGAAGAAUCAUAAUAGAAUUAAAAAUGGAAUGCUAUAUAAAAGAUAGCAGUUGAGCAGAAUGGAUUUAGAAUAUGCUUCAUCAAUGAUAAUUUAUUCACAUUCCAACUAUAUAAUCAAGAGUAUAUGCAUGUUUAUGAGAUGAAUAGAACUAAUAAAAUUACUCAAAGAUAAAAUAAAUUGCUGUGAAAAGUGAUUUUAAUGAUUGUUGCUAUUUUUUUGCGUAAUAAUAUGUUAAAUCGAAAUGCCUAUUAGUGAACAAAAAUGGAAAAACUGUUAAUUUGCUAAGGAUAAACUAAAAUGGGGAUUUUAUCACAUAAUAAUCCAUUCAAUUUGGAGAUUAAUAUAUAUUCGGAUAGAUGAGCGAAAACGGAAAAUAACUGAUGACUUGGGAUUCUAAUUCUAAGGAAAUUUAAAUUAGAAAAUAUUAGCAAUUAUGA
Messenger RNA from Paramecium octaurelia, 1212 nucleotides. Lineage: Eukaryota; Ciliophora; Oligohymenophorea; Peniculida; Parameciidae. The record is from the annotation of a GenBank genome assembly.